Messenger RNA from Neolamprologus brichardi, 591 nucleotides. Lineage: Eukaryota; Metazoa; Chordata; Actinopteri; Cichliformes; Cichlidae. The record is from RefSeq and is a predicted model, not a curated record.
GAAGAAGCUGGCAAGCAGGCUUCAGGAGGCUGAGGAGGCCGUGGAGGCCACCCAGGCAAAAUGUUCCUCACUGGAGAAAACCAAACAGAGGCUGCAGGGAGAGGUGGAAGAGCUCUGUAUGGACCUGGAGAAGGCCAGCAGCUGUGGGCAGGCUCUGGAUAAGAAGCAGAGGGUCCUGGAAAAGCAGCUUGGGGACUGGAAAGAGAAGAGUGAGGAGCUGGUGACCGAGGUGGAGGGCUGCCAGAAGGAGAGCAGACAACACGCCAGCGAGCUCUUCAAACUCAAGACGGCUCAUGAAGAGACUCUGGAGCAGCUAGAGGCUCUGCGCAGGGAGAACAAGGCCUACCAGGAGGAGGUAGCAGACCUGACAGAGCAGCUGUCCGAUGGAGGCAAGAGCGUGCAUGAGCUCCAGAAAGCAAAAAAGAAAAUUGAGAUGGAGAAAGAAGAGCUCCAGGCCUCGCUGGAGGAAUCUGAGGCCGCACUGGAGGCUGAGGAGACCAAAGUGCUGAGGCUGCAGCUCGAGUUGUCUCAGGCGAAAGCAGACCUGGAGCGCCGACUACAGGAGAAGGAGGAAGAGGCGGAGGCUGCGAG